Molecule: messenger RNA, 906 nt
Organism: Anopheles bellator
Lineage: Eukaryota; Metazoa; Arthropoda; Insecta; Diptera; Culicidae
Gene: dmrt93B
Product: doublesex- and mab-3-related transcription factor dmd-4
Exons: 4
Coding region: 1-906 (301 amino acids)
Biological process (GO): regulation of transcription by RNA polymerase II; sex differentiation
Cellular component (GO): nucleus
Molecular function (GO): RNA polymerase II cis-regulatory region sequence-specific DNA binding; protein binding; DNA-binding transcription factor activity, RNA polymerase II-specific
Source: RefSeq, a predicted model, not a curated record
AUGAGCAACGCAAAUACCGCGGGAAGUAGUGGACGAAGCGCUUCAGGCAAGACUUCCGGUUCUGGUGUGACAGGAGUAGUGGCAGCGACGGCUGUGCUCAAUAGUGCUGGUGGUCAGAAUUUUCGAGUUCCUAAGUGCGCUCGUUGUCGCAACCAUGGGGUUAUUUCCGGUCUCCGGGGACACAAGAAACAGUGCACGUACCGGAACUGCCGCUGUGCCAAGUGCGAACUGAUACUUUCGCGACAGAAGAUAAUGGCCGCACAGGUUGCCCUCAAAAGGCAACAAGCGGUCGAAGAUGCUAUAGCGCUACGGUUGGCCUCCACCGAGACAGGCACACCGCUGGAGGCACUUCCGCCGGGCAAAAUAUACGGAAUGACCGUCACGGAACCCUGCCCCUCCCCGUCCCCCUCGUCCUCCACCGCUUCGGUGGAUAUCAUUUCGUCGACAUCGUCCGACGCUCCGACGGGAGGAGGAUUUGAGGCAAGCGAAGAUUUGAGACUAGGGCGACCGAAAGAAACGGCGAAUGUGACCGUGUCGCAAAACGCACUGGACAUGCUGGCUCAGCUGUUUCCCCACCGAAAACGGUCCGUACUGGAGCUGAUCCUGAAGCGAUGCGAUUCCGACCUGCUGAAGGCGAUUGAGCAGUGCAGUCAAGCGCAAAGCACUUCCAGCGCCUUCAAGCCACCCGUUACGACCGCCGUUUCGACCGUCCCGAAUCCUCCGUUGGUUACAUCGAUUCCACCGCAGAUUCAACCCAGCGGGGCCAGCGGAUACUCGCCCUUCAUUGCGUACCCGAAGUGGCUGCUGCCGAUGUCCAUUCCGGUGUCUUUCAGCCACAUUGCGCCAAACCUGGCGCCUCGCUGCACUUUACCGAACUGUGUCAUGUGUGUCCAUCAUCCAAUGUAA